Arvicola amphibius (Eurasian water vole) is the source of this 1472-nucleotide messenger RNA. RefSeq names its product adaptor related protein complex 3 subunit mu 2 (gene Ap3m2). The record is from RefSeq and is a predicted model, not a curated record. Gene Ontology annotation, biological process: intracellular protein transport; endocytosis. The transcript is spliced from 9 exons. Gene Ontology annotation, cellular component: cytoplasmic vesicle; clathrin adaptor complex. Lineage: Eukaryota; Metazoa; Chordata; Mammalia; Rodentia; Cricetidae. The coding region runs from base 99 to 1355 and encodes 418 amino acids.
GCGGAGCCUGAGACCUGGUCCAAGCUGAGUUGAAAAUCAGCCCGAUCCAGAGGUUUGUGGGCGGAAAAGGUGUUCCUCUCCCACCAGCAAGCUUCACCAUGAUUCACAGUCUUUUCUUGAUCAACUCCUCGGGAGACAUUUUCCUGGAGAAACACUGGAAAAGUGUGGUCAGUCGCUCUGUUUGUGAUUACUUUUUUGAGGCCCAGGAGAGGGCCACGGAGGCCGAAAACGUUCCUCCGGUUAUCCCCACACCGCACCACUACCUCUUGAGUGUCUACCGACACAAGAUCUUUUUUGUGGCCGUGAUUCAGACAGAGGUCCCGCCUCUGUUUGUCAUUGAAUUCCUUCACCGAGUAGUGGACACGUUUCAGGACUAUUUUGGAGUCUGUUCAGAGCCAGUAAUCAAAGACAAUGUGGUUGUGGUCUACGAGGUACUGGAAGAGAUGCUGGACAAUGGGUUCCCCUUGGCUACUGAGUCGAACAUCCUCAAAGAACUGAUAAAGCCCCCUACCAUUCUCCGGACGGUGGUCAACACCAUCACAGGAAGCACGAAUGUGGGGGACCAGCUUCCAACGGGGCAGCUUUCGGUGGUGCCUUGGCGACGGACGGGGGUGAAGUAUACCAACAACGAGGCCUACUUCGAUGUGGUUGAAGAGAUAGAUGCCAUCAUCGACAAGUCAGGUUCCACGGUCACUGCUGAGAUCCAGGGAGUGAUUGAUGCCUGUGUUAAGCUGACUGGGAUGCCAGACCUCACUCUGUCCUUCAUGAACCCCAGGUUGCUGGACGAUGUUAGCUUCCAUCCCUGUGUCCGGUUCAAGCGCUGGGAAUCUGAGCGCAUCCUCUCCUUCAUUCCUCCUGACGGCAACUUCCGCCUGCUCUCCUACCAUGUCAGUGCGCAGAACCUAGUUGCGAUUCCAGUCUAUGUCAAACAUAGCAUCAGCUUCCGGGACAGUAGCUCACUUGGACGCUUUGAAAUCACAGUGGGACCUAAGCAGAGCAUGGGAAAGACAAUAGAAGGUGUGACUGUCACUAGCCAGAUGCCCAAAGGAGUCCUGAACAUGAGCCUCACUCCAUCCCAGGGGACACACACGUUUGACCCCGUGACGAAGAUGCUGUCUUGGGAUGUAGGCAAAAUAAACCCACAAAAGCUGCCAAGUUUGAAGGGGACAAUGAGUCUUCAGGUUGGAGCUUCUAAACCAGAUGAGAACCCCACAAUUAACCUGCAGUUUAAGAUCCAGCAGCUGGCUAUUUCUGGACUCAAAGUGAACCGUCUGGAUAUGUAUGGAGAGAAGUACAAGCCGUUUAAGGGCAUAAAGUACAUGACCAAAGCCGGCAAGUUCCAAGUUCGAACCUGAGGGGCCACAUGUUCCUUGGAGGAGCAAUGACGGACAUGUUUUCAUUUCUUACUUGUCUAAAAGUAAAAUGUCAGCCUGUUUCUUAGGUCAGUUCCCUCCAGGCUCCAUCCGCUCCCU